CUCUCCAUCAAAAACACCCAAAAGAUAUUGCAAAUUCAAAUAGACAUAUCUUAAAUAAUCACCCAAAUUUUAUCUCUUCUCUAAACACUUAUUAAUAAUUUUUGUUUUUAUUUUCUUUGUUCGAUUACAAAGUAGACAGAGAGAAAGAGGCCUAGGUUUGAAUCUUGUCAGUGAAAAGUAAUACUUAUUCCAACUGAGACAGCACCAGAUUCUUCUAGUAGUAAUAUAGAAAGCUAUUAGAGGUUAGAAUGUCUAGUAAGGAGCAAAUGGAGUUAGAAACCCAGAACAUGAAGUUCUUUGAAUCAGAGGAGAAAAAGGAGGCUAAUGAAGCUGUAAGGAAGCCAGCCGUAUCGACCCACCUCUAUCUGAAAUCCUCGAGAUCGCUCGAUAAAGACGUCGUUCUUGGAAGAAUUCAGAAGCGUAAGUGCAUGAACAAGGUCAAGAAUACCUUUCAUUCUUUGCUCAGCUUGAAUGCUUCAACUUCAACUGGAUCCUUAACUCAGGAUCCCAUGUGGAUUGACCUUGGAGAUCUCUUUUCAUGCCCAUGAAUCCCAUCAAAUUCAGCCUUUCUGCAGCUGAUCUCAAGGCUUCACAGGAGUAAAUUAAUCGUAGAACUGUCUAUAAUCUAGCUACUUAUCUAUUAAAUUUCCUACCUAGAAUAGCAGAAAAAGAUAAAAAAUUGUCAUUUUGAUGUGUUUUUACUCUCUAACAUAAUAUUAAAUGUACUUUAAAA
Molecule: messenger RNA, 733 nt
Organism: Amaranthus tricolor (Joseph's coat)
Lineage: Eukaryota; Viridiplantae; Streptophyta; Magnoliopsida; Caryophyllales; Amaranthaceae
Exons: 1
Coding region: 249-548 (99 amino acids)
Source: RefSeq, a predicted model, not a curated record